This is a messenger RNA of Gloeophyllum trabeum ATCC 11539, 3375 nucleotides long. RefSeq lists its product as uncharacterized. The transcript has 14 exons. Lineage: Eukaryota; Fungi; Basidiomycota; Agaricomycetes; Gloeophyllales; Gloeophyllaceae. The coding region runs from base 1 to 3333 and encodes 1110 amino acids. The record is from RefSeq and is a predicted model, not a curated record.
AUGUCGCGCUUCAGGCCUACUCGCGCGUCUCCGCCUCCCAGAAUCCCCCCAAGCACGACAUCCGCCAUCGCCUACACUCAAGCCGCAGACCUCUCCCGCUCUUCCUCCGCAUCCGUUCCAGAACUCGGUGGUCUAUCCACUGACCAGGUCGAGUUCAUCGACGCGGUCAUAGACCGCGCAGGCCGGACCGCCACAACUUUCCUGACGGUCUUCAAGGCGUACAACGACCUCCUGCAGGACCGCGGUUUGGAUCCCCAAAAUGAAGUCGUGCUAUAUGGCAAGCUGCUUAAGAUUGGAACUCUGAAGGGACCCAACUGGGGCGAGAAGUGGAAGGUGGUCAAGGAACUGCACGGGUACGACAAGCAGGCGCGACCAGUUCAGCCUCGGGGUACAGCGGCUCCAGUCAAGACGUCCACACCUGUACCUGCUCGCCUCACCUUGGGUCCGAGAGCCGUACCUAAAAUCGACGAUGACACGUUCACGUUACACUCGCACGAUGUUGAUACUCAAGACACGGGGACUGAGGACGAGACGGAGCAAACUGGCAGUGCACCACAGUACCACAACUCCCGCCUUUGGGCACGGCGGCCACCGUCUAAACCUUCGAAAGCUCUCGAGGCCCAACCUGUCCGCCGGCAACCUGCGCUAUGGGAACCCGCACUGAGUGAGACCACGGUAGACAUUGCACCCUCUCUAUCUACCACGCCGCCUUCCUACAGAGCUAUUGAGCGACCACGAAAUGGUGCAGUGCCAGCUGCGCACACCCGGCAAGCCACAGCUCCGUCAAGAAUAACUCGCCCGCCAUCUCUCCCUCCUCCUCCAUCUAAGCUCACUGCUGCCCAGCGCAUCGCUCAGGCCAAAGAACGUAGAGGUAGCGUCUUGAAUGAGAACGAUGCGUGGAACAAAAUCAAGAUGGAAAGAGAUGAGAGAGAGGCCGAUAGGUUUCGUGAAGAGAGGCUGCUCGAGAGGUGUUGGGAUGUAUGGAGGCAAGGGUAUCAAUGGACCGUGACGACCCAUGAGCAAAUAGCUCAGGCCCGAGACAACCUCAUCCUAAGACUUGCUAUCCACCGCUGGCAUAGCAAACUAAUUGCCAGGCAAGAGGUGUAUCAACAUGUAGCAAAGAUUUCCGAUAACAAGAAGCUCAAGACAUUCAUGUCGAUUUGGAAGGCAAAGUUACAACGGAAAAAGAAGGAAGAAUGGCGGCAAGAUAUGCGGGCGAAGAUGAAGAGCGUCCGCGAGAGACGAGAGGCCAAGCUCGUCGAGGACGCUUGGGCAAAAUGGCGGCAAUUAUACCAAUCUCGACUUGCGGAACAGCAUUAUAGUAAACAAGUCGCCCGGCAAUUCUUCGAGCGGUGGGCAUCGAAGCUGGUAGAGAUCGAGCAUCUUGAAGCUGCUGCAGAUGAAUUCUCCGAGGCGAGGGAGAACAGAGGUGCUAUUCGAGUAUGGCAUCAAUGGAAGCGCGCAACCGAGUUGAAGGCCGCUGAGAGAACCGUCGUCGAGAGGACGGGCCUUCGCAUCAUGGCUAGCACAUUCAAUAAUUGGAAGAGACAGAUGCAUGACUACCAUACUGCACAAGAGUUCCACGAUGCCAUGGUUAUCAAGAGGCAUUGGCGUUCUUGGAAGACAUCUAGAGACCGGAUACGAGCACUAGAACGACGUGCAGAUAAACACUUAGCUCGACAGGAUGAUAUUCUCGUGCGAGCUGUUCUUAGGGUAUGGAAAGCGCACGAACGAGGCAAGCUGCUCGAGCGUGUUAGAGCCACAAGGCUUCUGAAGCAGACUUGGGCGGUCUGGAAGACCCGAGUUUCGGCUCAGCGAGAGCGUGAAAGCACUGCUAUUGCAUUCGCGACACGUCCUAAAUCCUCGCUCGCUGUAUCUGCUCUGAAGACCUGGUAUCAGGUCUACCGAACCCACCGCAACUCGCAAGCCUUCGCUGUCCAGUAUCACUCUGCGCAGCUGACCUUCAAGAUGCUACAUAUGUGGCGUAUUCAACUGCGAGUCCGCUUGAAGAUGAUCAAACAAGCAAAGAUUGCAGAGAAAUUCUUCCUUAUGCGGCGGGCUUGGAAACAUUGGGUAGAGAAGGUUGAGGAACAAAAAAGACAGAAGAAGCUGAAGUUGUUAGAGCAGCGGAUGUUGCUUCAAUACUUCGACAGGUGGAUUCAACGCACAAGAGAACAACGGCACUGUAAAUUAGCCGAAGGCUAUAUACAGGACCUUGUCGCUAAGCGGAUGAUGAGGGAUGCUCUGUCUCACUGGAUUAAUCGCGUAGUCGACAUCAAGGACCGCGAGAUCCUGGUAUCUCAGCGCUACCACCAGAGACUCCUCUCUUCUGCCUUCAAGAAGUGGAAGAAUAUCUGCGCACGUCACGCAGAGGAUUUCAGUCUCAUGGAGAGUUAUCAGGACGUGAAACGCGAAGAGACGAUUCGGCGGACGUUCCACAAAUGGUUGGCUGCAGCCCGUGCUUCUCGUCAUCGACGCAAAGUAUUGCAAGAGAAGGAAGCCGAGAUCAAGCGUGCUUCUCUGGCAGCCGCUUGGGACAAGUGGCGAGAACGCUUUAAAGAUGAGAGGCUUCGACCGAUUGAGAUUGACCUACUCAUGCGAACGCAGAGGAAUACCUUGUUCCGAGCGUUUGGCAUCUGGCACUCGAAGACAAGGUCGCUCCCUGCCAUUCGCUUCCAUGCGUCGAACCUGAAGACCAAGUUCUGGGACAAAUGGCGAGCCGCUAUGCCGCGAGCUCUUCAAGCUAGACAGGCAAGAGAAAAACAUCGUAAAGCCGUUUUAUCUGCUUUCAUGGAUAAAUGGGUACAGAAAUACAAGACUAAGAUUGAACUGAAGGCUGUCGCACGCGCCCGCUACUUGCGUUUGCCGACAGCUGCCCCGCGCCGACCCCAGCUUCCAGCAUCUACCUCGAGAACGGCCCCAUCGAAUCCUCGCGUUGCCCCACGCUCAGAGUCGCCUACGCGCUCCGAGCCGGACCCGAGCUAUUCCAUCUCCGCCUUUGCGCAGAACAGACUGGGCCGUACAAGAACAAGAACAGCAUUCGCAAGCUUCCUAUCCAGCACCGCGUCCAAUCCCACUCCCCCGCCCAGGCUCAGCGAAGUGGGCAGACCAAGACUGUUCGCCCGCGGUCGCGACGUCAGCCCUGCGCGGACUGUCGCUUCGUCCGACGAUGCGGAGGACGACAAGAAGACGGACGUCACUGGUAUAUCGCGGCCUCUCAGUUCCAUCACCGGGCCGCCGGGCGAAGUGCGACGCACUGGGUUGUGGACGGAGUUACGGGAGCUGCAGAGGAAGUCCAGAACACCCAGCGAUAGGGCAUCUAAUCCAUCAUAGCGGCUCCCCUCGGACGGUUAUUUAUUAUAUAUAUUUAUACGC